CGCGGCGGCCCCCCCAUGGAGCCCAAGGCCCCGGCCGCCCCGCACGGCGACGGGCCGCCGGCGGAGGCCCCCCGCCGCCGCGGCGGCGGCGGCAAGCGCAAGGCGGCGGGGUCGUCGUUCACGCCGUCCAAGCGGCACGCCAAGGAGCGCAACGCCUCCUACAACGUGCCCCAGCACCUGCUCCACAGCGGGCCGCUCACCCGCGCCGCGCGCCACUCGCCGCACAAGCUCUCGGGCGCGCCGCCGGAUGCGGCCCCCGCGGCGACCGGGGCCGGCGGAUCGGGGAAGGUCGAGGGCGACGCGAUUCGGCUCGACGGGGAGCAGACCCCCGCCGAGGAAGCGCCGCUGGUGGACGAGGCGUUCGAGGCCGUUCGAUCCCGCGACGCCGGCGUCCAUGUGGUCCCCACCUUUGCCGGAUGGUUUUCGUGGAAGGACAUCCACCCAGUCGAGAAGCAAACAUUGUCUUCGUUCUUUAAUGGCAAAUCUGAGAAGCGGACACCGGAGAUUUACUCGGGGAUUAGAAAUUCCAUUGUGAUGAAAUUUCAUGCAAAUCCUCAGCUGCAGCUGGAGUCCAAAGAUUUAGCUGAGAUAUCAAUUGGGGAGGCCGAUGCUCGACAGGAAGUGUUUGAUUUCUUGGAUCACUGGGGCCUGAUCAAUUUCCACCCUUUUCCACCCGCUGGCAUAGAGGAGACUAAGCCAGAGGAGAGCCAAAGUGAUUCUCCCAAUGAGGACAAAGCGUCUGUUAUUGAGAAGCUGUUUAAAUUUGAACCUAUUCAGUCAUAUAUGAUCCCUUUACCAAAGAAAGGGGAGGUGGAAAUUCCAGCCCCUCUGCCUUCAUUUCUUCCUGAUCCUGUACUAGUGGAAGAUGUGGUUGCAGCAGCUGAGCCUUCUGUUGAGUACCACUGCAACUCCUGUUCAGUUGAUUGCUCAGGCAAGCGCUACCAUUGCCGGACCCAGGCAGAUUUUGACCUGUGUUCUAACUGCUACAACGAAGAAAAAUUCGAUCCAGGCAUGUCCAAAACUGAUUUCAUCCUUAUGGAUUCGGCAGAAGUUUCUGGUGCUCGUGGUACUAGUUGGACUGAUGAGGAGACAUUGCUUCUUUUAGAAGCUUUGGAAAUUUUUGGUGGAAAAUGGGCUGAGAUUGCCGAGCAUGUUGCUACGAAAACAAAAACACAGUGCAUGUUACACUUUCUUCAAAUGCAAAUUGAGGACAGCUUUCAUGGUGAUGAAGAUGUUCACCAAAAUAUCCAUGAAAGCAAGCAAGCCUUGGUGGAAAAAGGCACCCCUGAAGUACCUGAUAAAAUGGAAGUUGAAGAGAAAAUUGAAGGAAAAGAUACAGAGGAUGAGAAGCCUUCAGAGAAAACGGAAGGCAAUAAUGCAGAAGCAAAAACAGAAGAAGGAACUCCUGUGGAAGAUAAAGAUACCAAUAAUUCAGCUGGUGUAGAUUCAGUUGCAGUUCCAAACGCUGAUGAUCCAAAACCAUCUUCUGACGCUGAUCUAGCAAAGGAAGAUCCUGUUAAUCCUGAUACUUCUGACAAAAAUGCGUCAAAUGUUGCUACCGAUGCUUCUGGUGAAAAUGCAUCAAACGUUGCUACCGAUACUUCUGGUGAAAAUGCAUCAAACGUUGCUACCGAUGCUUCUGGUGAAAAUGCAUCAAACGAUGCUAUUGAUAUCCUGAAAUCUGCAUUCGAGGCCGUCGGUCACUUCCCAGGAGAUGAAGGUUCAUUUGCUGAUGCAGGGAAUCCUGUUAUGGCACUGGCAGCAUUUUUGGCUGGUCUUGUCGAAGAUGACAAUGCUACCACUUCUUGCCGUAGUUCACUAAAAGCCAUAUCGGAGGAUCCUCCUGCACUCCAGUUGGCAAGUAGACACUGUUAUAUUCUUGAAGAUCCACCGAGUGAUCUGAAAGACUUUUUUGUCACUGUAAGUAAUGAAAUUAAAGAUGGUGAUCAAGCAAAAGAUGAAGAUAUGAUUAUAGAUUCAACUGGUACUGAGAAAAAGGAUAUUAAUGAAAAGGAAGAAAAUACUCUGCCAGUGGAAAAGCAAAACAGUCCAUCCAGUUCACCAAAAGAUCAUAAAGAAUCAGAUAAUAAGAAUGUGUCUUGCGAUGAUGAAGUUCCCUCUGUGGAGCCUAAAUCCAGUAAUGUUAAGGAGUCAGGUGAUCCAAUUCCUCUGGUGGGUAAGAGUGCAUCCAAUGACACAGAAGGUUCAUUAAGUACGAAAGAUUCAGUUGCUCCACAAGAUAAUGCAAAUGGAUGUGGUUUGUUAGCUUCUCAAGAGGCAGUUGCAGGAAGUACUACAGUUGCAUCUAAUCCUGAAGAGGACAAACCAAGUUCUGAAGUGGAGCCAGAUGAUGAUUCGUCUGCAAAUGGCAAGAUCGAGCUUAAUAAGACCGAAGAUGCAGUUGGUGCCCCAACUAUUGUACAAGAAGACGAGAAAAGCCAAACAUUGGGGAAUAGCAAAAUGGAAGAACUUAAUGGUGCCGAAAUCGUCCCUGCCGAUGCUGAGAAGGGCUCAGGAGUGACCGCCAAACCUGAUGAUUCCCUAACUCGGCUAAAACGAGCAGCAGCGACUGCUAUUUCAGCUGCUGCUGUGAAGGCUAAGCUCCUUGCUGAGCAGGAGGAAGAUCAAAUUCGAAGGCUAGCUGCACUGGUGGUUGAAAAGCUGCUGCAGAAGACGGAGGCGAAGAUGUCAUUAUUUGCCGAUGUGGAGCAAGUGGCCCUCCGAACAAGAGAAUACACCGAAAAAACCAGAAAGAAGCUUCUGAUGGAGAGGAACGCUAUAAUCGCUGCCCGCAUGGGUGCUUUGCCAUCUAGGCCGAACCAGCAUGGUGUUGCUGGGAACAGAUUGCCACCUGGAUAUGGCGCCCCUGCAGUAAGACCACCAAACGCGAUGCCCCGGCCCAGCAGCUGAGUCCAUGAGCUUGACCUUGUAUACCGCUGAUUCUUUUAGAAGCACGCCUUAAACCAAUCAGGCAUAAGUUAUAUGUUGUUGUUGUUGUUGUUGUUGUAGCAUUCUUGUAGGAGCAUACAGUAUGGUGAUCUGUAUAACGGUUGCUAUGAAAGAAGUCGCCAUUUUCUCUUUAAA
Lolium rigidum is the source of this 3084-nucleotide messenger RNA. RefSeq names its product SWI/SNF complex subunit SWI3D-like. Lineage: Eukaryota; Viridiplantae; Streptophyta; Magnoliopsida; Poales; Poaceae. The record is from RefSeq and is a predicted model, not a curated record. The coding region runs from base 16 to 2910 and encodes 964 amino acids. The transcript has 7 exons. Gene Ontology annotation, molecular function: zinc ion binding; protein binding.